Molecule: messenger RNA, 708 nt
Organism: Elaeis guineensis (African oil palm)
Lineage: Eukaryota; Viridiplantae; Streptophyta; Magnoliopsida; Arecales; Arecaceae
Product: transcription factor MYB1-like
Source: RefSeq, a predicted model, not a curated record
AUGCCAUCACUGAGAGCCCAAACUAGACAGCCUGGUAUCAGGAAAGGAGCAUGGACUGUAGAGGAAGAUGCUCUUCUCAGGAGGUGUGUCGAAAAGUAUGGUGCCACGGAGUGGCGCCAUGUCCCUCUGAGGGCAGGCUUGAAUAGGUGUAGAAAGAGUUGCAGACUCAGAUGGCUGAAUUAUCUCAGGCCGGGCAUUAACAGAGGGAGCUUUGGGGAGGAUGAGACUGAUCUUAUUGUUAGGCUUCACAAGCUAUUAGGAAACAGGUGGUCCCUAAUAGCAGGCAGGCUUCCUGGCCGGACUGCAAAUGAUGUUAAGAACUACUGGAACUCUCAUUUGAGCAAAAAGCAUGAUGUUAGAGAUCAUAAAGAGAGGAGCAAGCAUGACGACAAAGUCUUGAAGCCACGACCUCAAACCAUUCCUAGGACUUGGAUUUGGUCAAGGGAUCACCUAUCUUCUGCAAGCGAAAUCCAGCAAGAAGAAUCUGAAAUGCAAGAAAUACCAUCUUCUUCAAAGAAUCAUAAAACAUGGGUGGAUGCUCAGAUCAUUGGUGUGCCAAAUGUUGAAAAUGUUAUAACAAAGGAAAUGCAAACUGACAACAGGGUCAUCCAAGAUGACAACAAAGAUGACGAGUCACUUACAGGAGUCGGAGGUUGGGAGGACUUGCUUCAGGAUAUCGAUAUUUGGGGAGACUUAGGGACCAUAUGA